CUAUAUUUCAUGUAUCCGUACCACCUCAAUCUUUCCAGAUACUCGCCAAAAGUAACUGUAGUUCAAAAACUUACGUUUUGCCUUGGUUUGGCCAAUCCAACAAGAUGCAUGUCUCAAUCCUUUCCCGCGUGCUAAUCUUGUUCCUGCUUCAUGUCCUUCCCAUUGCUACAGAACAUGUCCUUCCGCCUCAAAGACCUCUCCAAAAGAGCGACACUGCGGCCACGGUCAAAAAAACGCACCGUGUCGCCAUCAUCGGUGCAGGUCCCGGUGGUUCCUCUGCCAGUUAUCAUCUCGACAAGUUCUCUCGAUUGUCCUCACUCGACACUCCGCUCGACAUCACCAUCUUCGACACGAACCCGUACAUAGGUGGCCGCACCACGACCGUGAAUGCCCUCGAAGACCCGCGCUACCCCGUCGAGCUGGGUGCCAGCAUCUUUGUCGAGAUCAACCACAUCCUCUACAAUGCCACGCGAGACUUUGACCUCACUCCCUCCCUCAAAAUCUACCAAGCCACACCGACCGCGAAGUACGAGCUGGGCAUCUGGGAUGGGGUCGAGUUCGUCUUCAAGACCGUUAGGGAAGACGACGACGGCGGCAGCUCCUCCUGGCGGGGGUGGUGGGACAUUGCAAAAUUGUUGUGGAAAUACGGACUCAGUCCGAUCCGCACGCAGCGCGCGACAAAGGCGGCAAUCUCUUCGUUUUUGAGGUUCUACGACGACUAUUUUCCCUUUACCAGUCUACAAGAUGCGGUCAUGAAGACGGGAUUGGAUACGUACACGGGCGCAACGGGGAAAGAGGUGCUCGAGAACGCGGGUGUCGGUGGACGAUUCGCCCGCGAAAUCAUUCAAGCCAGCACCCGCGUCAACUAUGCAAGCAAUCUCGGUGGCAUCCACGGACUCGAGACACUGGUCUGCAUGGCGAUCGAAGGUGCGAUGGCUGUCCACGGCGGCAAUUGGCAGAUUUUUGAUACCAUGGUCAAGAAUUCUGCGCAGAGAGCGUUUCUCAACACCAGCGUCACGCAUGUCGAACGUACGUCCAAGGGAACCUAUCUUUUACAGACCGACAAUGAAGAACUAAAGUCGGCUGGGACUGGGGAGCAGGAGGUUGAUUUUGACACGGUCAUCCUCGCGGCGCCGUAUCAGUUUGCCAACAUCUCAUUCACGCCCCAAUUACUCAGCCCGCCAGACAAAAUCCCGUAUGUGUCGUUGUAUGUUACGCUGUUCACGUCCCCGCACAGGCCGAUGCCGGCCUUCUUUGGUCUCGGUGAUGACGAGCAAGACGACGUGCCUAGUUCGAUCAUCACAACGUUGCCUGAAGACUUGAAUGAGCGACUCGGCUCUCGACACGGUGUGGAAGCCGUGGGGCCAUCCGGGUUCUGGUCGAUCAGUACAUUGAAAGUAUUGCAUCCCGAAAGUGAUGGGCGUUUUGCCGGACCUAUGAGUGAGUUUGACAGUUCAACUGAGGAGACUGAGGAGUCGACGCAGUACCUGUACAAGAUAUUUUCUCCUGCUCCAUUGACGGGAUCGUUCCUGUCUGAGCUUCUUGGUUUCGAGUACAGGCCUCCGUCGGAUGAUGACGAAGAAGACAGUCUUGGAUCUCUUCCGAAAAAGGAUGUGAGUUGGUUCUAUGAGAAAAUGUGGCAUAGUUAUCCUUAUGAAUUGCCGAGGACGGCCUUUGUCAACUUUACACUACAGAUGGAUGAGGAUCAGGAUAGAGGCUUAUACUAUCUUUCUGGUAUGGAAAGUUUUAUUUCGACAAUGGAGACAUCGGCGUUGGCCGGGAUGAAUGUUGCCAAAUUGAUUGUCGAAGGGUUGAAAACUCGUGAAUCAUGAGGAGAGGUGGUGACUUUUGAGGACUUUUGCUCGGCAUCACUUGGAUGUUUUGAAGCCUGCGCUUGUCACUGCUCGAUAUUUCAGAGACAAAAGGACUCAUGUCGGAAGGGUGAAAUGAACCCAAUGACAGCCCAAGUCUCAUCAUUGACUUUUUGUUCUUGAG
This is a messenger RNA of Exophiala oligosperma, 1995 nucleotides long. RefSeq lists its product as uncharacterized. Lineage: Eukaryota; Fungi; Ascomycota; Eurotiomycetes; Chaetothyriales; Herpotrichiellaceae. The record is from RefSeq and is a predicted model, not a curated record. Gene Ontology annotation, molecular function: prenylcysteine oxidase activity. The transcript has a single exon. Gene Ontology annotation, biological process: prenylated protein catabolic process; prenylcysteine catabolic process. The coding region runs from base 105 to 1832 and encodes 575 amino acids.